Messenger RNA from Insectozyma verbasci, 2568 nucleotides. Lineage: Eukaryota; Fungi; Ascomycota; Pichiomycetes; Serinales; Debaryomycetaceae. The record is from the annotation of a GenBank genome assembly.
AUGAUAACGAAACUGGGCCCGAAUUAUAAUUCAAAUCAAGAACAAGGGCAACAUUUACAAAAUCAACAUCUAUUACAAUCUCCUAAUCCCAAUUCAAAUUCCCCAAUUUCAUCAAGAUCAAUUACAAGUCAACAUUCACCUACUUCUUCAAGUUAUUUACCUCCUCAACCACAAAAUUUGAAUCAUCAUAAUCAAGAGACACAACUACCCUCACAGUUUCCACAUCAUCCCAUACAAUCACAACCAAGUCUGAAUCCAAAUCAUAAUCCGAACUUAAUUCCCAAUUUACUUCCAAUACAAAAUAAUUACUCAAAUGGAUUUCAAAUUCCACAAGGUAAACCACAUUCAUAUUCAAAUAAUAACAUUUCAACUCCUAUGAAUAGUCACCACAAUGGUUAUUCAGCUCAAUCCCCAUAUUCCUCAGAUGACAAUUCAGGCUCGAAAUUUCAAUCUCAUCUGUAUCGUAUGGGUGGCGAUAAUAAUAGUAAUAAUGGAAAUAAUUCAAACUCAAAUUCCUCACAUGGUCUACAAUACGUACGACAAUUUUCCCAUUAUUUAAAUCCAAAUUUUGCAGUAAAUUUAAAUUUUACAAAAGAUCUAAAUUUAAUGACACAAAAUUGGACAGAUUAUGAAUUUAAAGAAUCCAGGAGAUUAGUUAAAUUCGAAUUAACAAACGAAAAUAAUAAUAAUUCUAAUAAUAAUGGUUCACAAUUAAUAAAUUUUUAUCCAAUAUCAUCAGUUGAUUACAAUAACGUAAAACCUAUUAUAUCAUGUAUUUAUUGGCAACAAAGGAAUAAAUUUAUUUGCACAUCGGUUGAGAUAAUUUUAUUAUUGGAAUAUUUAGUUCAUCAAAGUUUUGGUAUUGAAGAAAAAAAUCGUAUACGGAGAAAUUUACAAAGUUUAAAACCAACAACUGUUUCAAGGUCAAAUAAAGAUGAUCGUGAUUUUUUCAAUUUAAUUAUGAGUAUGGAAAAUCCAAGACCAAGAAAUAUAGAAAAAGAUUUAAAGGUCUUCAAUUGGAAGGAUUUAGAUAAAGCAAUUUCGAAAGUUAUGAGUAAAUAUUAUGUUGUUUCAGGUCAAAAUCAAUCAAAAAAUGUGGUUCAAGAGUCACCUCUAGUUAUUGCACAACCACCACCACCACAAGCUCAACAAAAUAUGAAUUGGCCACCAUCGGUGAAUUUACCACCACCUCCACAACCAAGUUCAAGUAUAUCAUCAUCACCAUAUACAUCAAGACAUAAUACUACUUUUUUACCACAUCCUCAAUUACACAAUCAUUCAGAAUCAUUACCUAUAUUACCACCUUUAAAUGGAAAUCAUUCAAAUCAUCAAGUUUCUCCACCAUUUAAUAAAACACUAAUUCGUUCAAAUGAUGAUAGGUCUACGCAAAGUUCUAUAAGUUCAAUUGGUAAACCAAAUGUCAAUCCACAACAAUCACAUUUGCACUAUACACCUUCAUAUUUCUUUCCAAGUAGUCAAGUUAGCAAUAUUUACAAUGGAGUUUACAAUGCAAGUAAUAAUGGUUAUUCAUCAGAUACAAGUCAUAACAAUUCAAGUCAUUAUUCUACUAGUUUCCCACUCCCCCCACCAAAAGCUCCGUUUCCUCAACAUCCUUUACCAUCAACAAAUUUAAAUAAUUUCACUUCAACUUCAUCAAAUAGUAAUUCAAAUUCAAAUUCAAAUUCAAAUUCAACUUCACCUCCAGAUAUUCAAACAGAAUUAACAUCAUCAAAUGAAACUGAUUUUAAAAAAAAUGAUCAUUUAUCAAAUUUAUCAGCAUCAUCAUUUAUGCAUAAUAUAAAUAGUUCAAAUUUCAAGAAACAUUUAAAUAAAAGUAAACAACGAUUUUUUGAUUCUCCAAAAACUUCAAAUUCAUUAAGCUCAAGUCCAUCUCCAGGUAAAUCUGAAGGAAACGAAAAUGGAAAAAAUUCAAAUGAUAAUAAAGUUAAAAAAUUACAUAAACAUUCAAAAUUACCACCACAACCUUCAAAAAAUAAUAAUGAUGAUACAAAUUCAGAAUCAACUACAAGUGAUGAAGCUGCUUCAUCUGCUUCAUCGGGUGAUUCAUCAUCAAGAAAUAAUGGGAAAGUAAAUGAUUUAGAACCUGAAUUAUUAAGUUCAAGAAAUUCAAAUAAUUCAUAUUUAUCAUUAAAUAGAGAUUCUGGUAGUAGUUCUUCAUUAAGUUCAAGAUCAAAUAGUUUAGCAAAUUACCAACCAACAAAAGUAAAUAAUAUACAUCGAAAUCAAAAACCAAAUUUAAAAGAUUUAGUUGAAACUUCACAAUCACCAGGUUCUGAAUAUGGAUUUGAUGAUGAAGUAGAUGAAGAUGAAUUAAUGGAGGAUGCUUAUGGUGAUGUUGAUGGUGAUUCAUUAGAUAAUAAAAAUAAAGAACAACAACAGGCAAAAUUUACAAAAUCAAUUCCACAACCAAAAUUGCCUCCAAUUUCACAGUUAUUACGACCAAAUUUUCAAAUUUCUGAUUCUCAAUUACCUCCAUUAAGUGAUACUAACGUACCUAAGGAUAAAAUACCAUCAAUUCGAAAAGUUGAAAAAUGGAAAGAAUUUUGA